GAGGCGUGACUUAAGGUUGAUUGAGUUUAUGGUCAGCGUCGAGGAAAACGAUUUGCGAUUUUUCACAGGAUCAGAGUGUAAAUGAUGCACCGAUGCAUGUUUUAACUCGUACCAGGAAUUGUGAACGUGGAUUAUUAUUAUCUGCAGUUUUUCUUCAAUUAUGCUAUAUUACAUGAUUCCCGUUCUUAGCUUGCAACAGAAAAACGAAGGUCGAGGACAACAUAAUUAGAAGUAUUGAGUUAACACUAUCCACAAUCAUGGAUAUAACUUUUCUAUUGCCAGCCAUUCUGUUCACGCUUCUCGCAAUUAUUUUGGCUUCAAAGUUAUUUCGUAACAACAGCUCAUCGACUGAACCCAAAGCGGAUAAAGCACAGUUGGUAAAAGGAGAGGUUAAAGCGGGAUUAGAGGAAUCGGGACGGUUGCUAAAUGUGACGGAAAAACUGGUAAAGACCAACAAAGGGUUACCAGAUGCCGAUCAAACUAAAUGCAUGGAACAUGAAUCCACUGAAAGGAUGAGUUGUGAUGUUGCUGCGGAUAUUGGUGCAGUUUCGGAGAAAAAGCGUACCGCCACCGGAGUUGAAGUUGAAAGAAAAGAAGAGAGAGUGUCAUCGGGUUUUACGGACGUUUUGGGAACAGCUGUUACUGAAGAGAUGAAUGACCCGACUUCAAGUCCAGGAAGCGAACAUGGAAUGAUGGGGUUCCCCAGCUCAGUGUCUCGGCUGGGCACUCCCAGCUACCCUCAAACAAGAACCACAGAGAGCCUAGAUGACUGGGAUGUGGAAGAUGUAGGUCCAAGCAGUCAAUCCCUUAAAUAUGCCCCCGGAACGCUGCGGACCAGUCCGCUGGAGAAGAUGAUGACCAGAGAGGAGCUGGAGGAAGAGCAGAGGGUGCAACGGGAACAGCUGGCAGCCAUUUUCCAGCUGCUGAAAGAAAACAAAGAAACGUUUGGUGAGGUGUCGGAAGGAGACAUGCAGGAGCAGCUCAAACUCUACUCUAUCUGAGACACUCCAACUACACGAAAGGGUUUCUAACAACUCCACCAGCUCUUAAAAAAAUCCAUUAUACCCACCCACUGUAGCUAAAUAUGAGGUCUUCACUGACUACCAGAGUUAAGUUUUCCUGGUCAAAUGCUUUAGUAUAAUUUUGGGAACCCUUAUUCUAAACCUAUAUAAACACAAAGACAAGACCUCCAUCUUCCUCCACCAUUUGGUUCUCCACAGAUCUCUUGUACAUAUAAUCCACAGCCUACUGUUGCAACACUAAGAUUAUCUGUGUGCACUGUAUUAAAGCAUUGUAAUCAUGUACUUUGUUUUAUGGGUGAAUGAAUGUAAUAAACAGUUCUAUUUAUUAAAGUAAAUGUUGGCUAGUAAUCUGAUAA
Molecule: messenger RNA, 1378 nt
Organism: Osmerus eperlanus (European smelt)
Lineage: Eukaryota; Metazoa; Chordata; Actinopteri; Osmeriformes; Osmeridae
Exons: 4
Coding region: 258-1001 (247 amino acids)
Source: RefSeq, a predicted model, not a curated record